Messenger RNA from Epinephelus fuscoguttatus (brown-marbled grouper), 2539 nucleotides. Its product is annotated as putative methyltransferase NSUN7. Lineage: Eukaryota; Metazoa; Chordata; Actinopteri; Perciformes; Serranidae. The record is from RefSeq and is a predicted model, not a curated record. The transcript is spliced from 13 exons. Gene Ontology annotation, molecular function: methyltransferase activity. Bases 20 to 2539 code for a protein of 839 amino acids.
GCUGCAUUUCUUUGAGAAGAUGAGCUGUGUUCCUCCUGUGAGGGGGAUUCUGAAUGACAAAGUGGGCUGCAGUGAGGAUGUGAACACGAGCUCUGUGACAGAGGAGGUCUUCAUCUCACAUCAGGACCACAAGGAGCCCGUAUCAUUUUUACCUCCUCUUCCCCCUCUUCAUGCACCUUUACCUUCAGCAGUCUCUCCUCCUUCAGAUCAGGCCUACCUGCAGGCAGCAGAUGUUUUCCAGCAGCUGCGUACAGAGAAGCAGACCGCACAACAACUUCUGCAUUAUGGGAAGAAGACAGACGCGCCACUACCAGAGAGUGGCGACAAAGCCACCCAGAGACAGGCCUACCAACUCGCCUUCAACACACUUAAAUACCAAGAUUUACUGGAGGACAUCAUCACUGACAGCUGCUUCCACACUUCUCAGCACAUUUCCAGCGACCUGUUGCCAUUGGCGAUGGUGAUGCUGUUUGACUUCCAGGACCGAAGGUUUCUGUUGCAUGAACAUUCAAAAAAGGAAGGGGAGGAGCCUGCACAGGAAGUCAGGAAUCUGGAGAGCAGUCUGCAGAGGUGUAAGACCAAGCUGGCAGCAUCUCUAGCUCGGUACAGAGUAAAACAGAAUCUGCAAAGCGUCUCCCGUUUUCUGUCUGAUCCUGUCAGGACCAAACAGAACAGAGCAAAAUGCCUGCCACUUUACGCCUGGGUCAAUACUCACAAGACAAGUGUUGAGGAAGUGUGUGAAGCGUUAAAAAGCGCUGGCUUGUGUGAAGUGAAGAUCAUCGCUGACGUCAAGGAGGCAACGUUCUGCAGAGACCCUCUCUGUCCAGACACACUUGUCUUCUCCCAACAGCUUCAUGCUGUGCUGCAGCACAGCAGCCUCAUAACUACACAUGCACUAAACACACAGGACAGGAGUGUGUGCGUGGCAGUGAGCACAUUACGCCCCCUGCUGUUUGAUAAUGGAGAUGUCCUGGUGGCGGGGUCCUUCUCAGCUAUGACUGUGGCUCACAUCGCUGUGGCGGCCUCUGCCCGCUCUGUCCGAGUGUUGGUGUGUGGAGCUGAUCACACUCCCUCACACAUAGAGGACAUACAAGAACUACUCACACAAAUGGACCUCAAAAAUGUGCGAGUACUCUCAGAAGCCUUUCUUGGUCUGGAUGAGUGGGACGCUGCUGUCCAGCGUUUAAAGGUCAUCAUAGUACUGCCUCAGUGUUCGUCCUCUGCACUCAAUGACCCCGUGCCUACCAUCCACAGUGAACAUGGAGACUGGGAUCUACUGCCAGACUUGUGUCGAAGUUAUGUAUCCCACAGCAAAAUACACACAAUAACCGCCCAGCAGGCACGACUACUAGCACAUGCUCUCUCAUUCCCAAAGGUCCAGACGGUGGUCUACUGCACGCGCUCAGUGUAUCCUGAGGAAAAUGAACAGCUGGUGAAGAGAGUGUUAGAGAAAACACAUACUCCUCCCAAACUGCUGCCCUUCAGGGUGAACGGUCCGAUUUUCCCUGAUCACUCCCCGCCAGGAGACACGAUCGACUCCAAGUUCUUCAGGCUUGAAACAUCUCAGUACACCAACGGCUGCUUCAUUGCACGGCUGUCCCGACAGGCGGAUCCCACUAAGGUAGAAACAGUCCAUGACGUGCUGGCAAGGGCAGCAGCAAAGGGCCUCCUGGGUGGAAUAAUUCCUGAACAAUCAAAAACCAGCAAAAAGGGGAAAAGCAGGAAGAAUCGCGUCCCAUCAGCCAGCAGCAAACCUUCAUCCCCCUCGAGUCAAGAGAGGCAGGCAGGAAGGGAGCACGUGAAUGGAGAAGAUCCACCUUUAGGAGAUAAUGAGAAGAAGGGUGAAUGUGGUGAGGACGGAGAGGGGGAAAAGGAGGAUAAAAAGGAUGAAGAUAAGGGAGGAAAGAAUGGGGGAGGGAUUAAGGGAAACAAGCGAAAGGUAAAACGACGACCAAAACAAACCAACAGAACUGCCACAGUCUCAAAGCAUCACUCUAAGAGACACAAGAAGAAGAGAAAAGUCAGCCAAUCACAUUACAAGAGGCGCAUUACAAAAAAUAAACAGAGAAGAAUACCUCGUCUUACACUGACGUUAAUAUCCUCUGCUAAACCCUCCCACCACUUGUCUCCGAUCACUGCCCUCGCACACAAGCUAAGUAACAAUGUAACGAUUAAAUCACAGCAGACUGCCUCAAGCACCUCUUCUCCCGCCCGUCCUGCUCCACCUGCAGCCUCCAAGCAGGUGCAGAGACACAACACAGUGCCUGAAAGAGCAGAGAAGACACUGAAGGAUGAAGCUAAACCAGAAAGCCCGGGGAAGGCCGGAGGAAAGCUGGUCAGACCGAAGAAAGAGGUGGUGACAGAGGAAGUGUUGAAGCCUGCAGAUUUUGUCCUGCCACCAAUUUCCUCCACGUCUUCUAGCUUAUUCAACAGCAGGAGUGGUAGUUCCCUCUCUAAGCAGCCGUCCCAGACCUCCCACUGUCAGCUCACCCAAAUAUCUGCAUCCUCCUCCUCCUUAAUCUCUCUGCCUGGAUUAUAA